Molecule: messenger RNA, 6949 nt
Organism: Hemiscyllium ocellatum (epaulette shark)
Lineage: Eukaryota; Metazoa; Chordata; Chondrichthyes; Orectolobiformes; Hemiscylliidae
Gene: kif7
Product: kinesin family member 7
Exons: 18
Coding region: 148-4392 (1414 amino acids)
Biological process (GO): mitotic spindle organization; microtubule-based movement
Molecular function (GO): microtubule motor activity; ATP binding; microtubule binding
Source: RefSeq, a predicted model, not a curated record
GGGGCCUGUUCCGGUUUCUCUCCCCGAGCCGCGGACUCUCCGUUUGGGAUGUGGCGGCUCGUCCCCGGUGUACCAGCCUGAUGCCAGCAAGAACUCCACGUUUUGGAUAAGUCACGCUGCCAACAGUGACUGCCUUGUGCUGUAGAUAUGGCCCCAAAGCCAAGUGGCUCCACAAAGGCCGAGGAGACGCCUGUCAGAGUGGCAGUCCGAAUCAGACCACUGUUACCCAAAGAAAUUCUACAUGGGCAUCACUCUUGUGUCCACGUCGAUCUCAACAUACAGCAGAUUACACUGGGAAAUAACCGGCAUUUCCAAUUCGAUAUAAUCUUUGACCAGACUGCCAGUCAGGAUGAAGUGUACAACAGUUGUGUGGAACCACUGGUUGAGGCUUUCUUUGAGGGUUUCAAUGCCACUGUAUUUGCCUAUGGACAGACUGGAUCAGGCAAAACAUAUACCAUUGGGGAGACUUACAUUUCUUCUGUUACUGAUGAUGACCAGGGCAUAAUUCCCCGUGCUUUGGCUGAGAUAUUUAAGCUGAUUGAUGAGAAUGAUGCAGUGGAUCACACUAUUAAGGUGUCAUACCUAGAGGUCUACAAGGAAGAAUUCAGAGACUUACUGGAGGUGGAAACAGCAAGCAAGGACAUCCGCACUCGAGAGGAUGACAAAGGAAACACAGUGCUCUGUGGUGUCAAGGGAUGUGACGUCGAAGGGUUGGAUGAAGCUUUGAGCUUACUUGAGAUUGGUAACACUGCCAAGCAUACUGGGACUACACAGGUCAACAUGCACUCCAGCCGCUCUCACACUGUUUUUAUAAUUACCAUGGAACAGAGACGUGGACUUGGUCGAACCACACGACUUGCUGCCACUCCUGGAGACCUGCUGCAUCCCACACAUGUGAUAACUUCUAAGUUCCACUUUGUAGACUUGGCUGGCUCAGAACGAAUUGUGAAGACGGGGAACACUGGUGAGCGACUGAAAGAAUCCAUUCAGAUCAACAGUGGAUUAUUGGCAUUGGGCAAUGUCAUCAGUGCCCUGGGUGAUCCAAGGAGAAAGAGUUCACAUAUUCCUUAUCGUGAUUCCAAGAUUACAAGGAUCCUCAAAGACUCGCUUGGGGGUAAUGCAAAAACACUGAUGAUUGCCUGUAUAAGUCCCUCUUCAUUCAACUUUGAUGAGAAUUUGAACUGUUUAAAUUAUGCCAAAAGGGCUCAGAACAUUAAAAACCAAGCAGUGAUUAACUUUAAGAAAGAUCUGGAUCGUACCAGUGAGCUACAACUUCAAAUCAAGACUCUUCAUGAAGCUAUGGAGCACAACCAACAAGUAUCACCAAACAAAUGUUUCAGGCAAUUGUCUGAGAAAUACAUGGCCCGCUUACAUGCCGAGAGCUCUCAUUAUCGGACCUGCACGGAUACUGCGUACCGAAUUUUUAUGGAGUUGCAGGGAGAUGGAAACCUCACAGUGGAUCAAGUGCUAAAAGUGAAAGAGUGGAUAGCAAACGUGGAAGAGAUGCGGAGUGAGCUUUCUACUGCCUCUGGCCUCGACAGUGGUAUUGAGUGCAAUUCAACUGAUGAACCCAAGACCAGACGUGUAUCUAAGGAACAGGUAUAUAUUUUCAAGGGUCCUAGUGAAGUUGGCCCAGACCUUGGGCAAGAGCAGAAACAGCUUGUUCCAAAACUGCAGGCAAAAGUUCAGCAGCUGGAGGAAGAGAACAGAGAUUUCUUGGCAGCUCUUGAGGAUGCCAUGGAGCGGUUUAAACAGCAGAAUGAAACAUUAUUGGAUCAGGAGGACCAGAUUGUUGAGUUACAAAGUAGACUGAAGCUAGUAGGAGGGAAUCAGUCUGCAGUGUUGGUGGAUGAGGUCUUGGAGAGUCUCCAGCUUGCUGAUCCCAGCUGCAGGCCUCACACAGCCCCUCAUCUUUGCAGUUUGAACGUGCCACAUUCCAGUCGCAUUCUUAAUGAUGAAACUGGAAGAACUCAUUCCAAGAAGAUGUCUGCAAAUGCCUCUUCCACAGAACAUGCAAGUAUUGCAUUUCAUAGCCACAGUCAGUGCCUGCAGCAAAGCAUGGGGGACAGGCAUUCUGUGUUAUACAGAGACUGCAACAAAGAUGGUGGAUCAACUGUGUUGCGAUCUGAUGAUGAUGAGGAGGAUGAUUUUUGUGGGAGUCUAGGAAAAACCAGAUAUCAGAUCAAUCGGACCUGGACAAAAAGAGAUAUGCCUGGAAUGAUUAGCACAGUGAAAAGCAGAAACAACCUUAAUCAGCUCCAAGACAGUGAUUCAAGCAGUCUGCAAAGUGAAGUAACGAAAUCUCCCCACAGGAGGUGUGACCAGGAUGGGGCCCACUCACUGCCAUUCUCUGAAUUCAAGGAAGUUUCCCCUGUGUACCAUCCCAAGAUGAACAACUCUGAGUGGAGACUCGUCCAAGCACAGCACAAGAUGCGGGAACUGGCCAUCAAUAUCCGCAUGAAGGAAGAAUUGAUCAAAGAACUCAUCAAAACAGGGAAAGAUGCCCAAGCGAUGAAUAAACAGUACUUCCAGAAGAUUCAAGAGUUGGAGCAGGAGGCGGAGCAGGCAAGGGCGGAGCUGACAGAGGCUCAGAAACAGCUCCAGGACUUUGAGGAGAAAGAACCCAGGGACCCCGUGGAAAGGGCCAAACUUCAGGAGUAUCACAAAAAAAUUGUUGCAGCACAAAGUAAAGUGCAGGUACUCAGGCAAAAGAAGCGGGAUACAGAGCAACUGGUUUCACUGUCAUCGCAGAGUGAGCGGCGAAUCCAUGAGAUGGAGAGAAAUGUACAGCUGAUGAAGCAGCAACAAGCACUGUUGCAGAAAAAGCUGAAAGAGGAAAUGGAUCAGAAAAGACGACUUGAGACAGAAAUGCAGAAAGGAAAACAUCGAGUGAAGGAGCUUGAAAUAAAGCAUAAGCAGCAGCAACAAAUUCUCAAGAUUAAAACCGAAGAGAUUGCAGCUUUCCAAAGAAAGAGGAGAAGUGGCAGCAAUGGGUCUGUAGUCAGCCUCGAAGAGCAGCAGAAAAUUGAAGAGCAGAAGAGGUGGUUAGACACUGAGAUUGAGAAGGUUCUUGAACAACGGAAGGCUCUGGAUGACCUGGAAGAGGAGCUGAACAAACGCGAGAUCAUUGUAGAAAAGAAGGAGGCCUUGCUGCAGGAGAAGAAUGGGCUGGAGAGCAAGAGGCUGCGGUCCAGUCAGGCGCUGAGUAAUGACAUUGUGAGAGUGUCGAGCCGCAUUGAAUCUCUGGAGAAGGAGCUGUCUGAGAAGAAUGGGCAGUUGCGUAAUGGCAGUGCCUGUGACCAACAGGAAAUCCGGGAAGAGAUUUCCAACCUACGGCAUGAGAAGGAUCAGAUGAUGAAACAGCGCACUGAACUCGAUGAGAAACUCCGGAUGGGAAACCUGCUGUCUGCAGAGGAAGAGAGGACCCUUUUCCAGCUGGAUGAAGCUAUUGAAGCGCUGGAUGCUGCAAUUGAGUACAAAAACGAGACAAUCACACGUCGGCAGAGGGUGCUGCAAGCAUCUGCCAGCAUGCUGUCCCAGUGUGAAAUGAACCUGAUGGCAAAGCUGAGCUAUCUCUCAGCAUCUGAAACUAGAGCACUGCUCUGCAAAUAUUUUGACAAGGUGGUAACACUCCGAGAAGAGGAGCGCAAGAUGCAACUGUCUUUCAUGGAGUUGGAGAUGCGCGCUGAGGAGCAACAAAAGCUCGUUUACUGGCUGGAGGCAGCAGUCGAGCGCCAACGCCUCGAGACAGAUCGUCGCCUCACUGUCCAGCAGAAGGAACAUGAGCAAAACCUGCAGCUCCUGCUCCAGCACUGCAGAGGACAAAUGGAUGAAGGAAUUGCUGGGAGUCAGAGGCAGUAUGAGGGCUGGAUUCAAAUGCUGGAGAAGGAGCUUGUCUGGUACAAACGAGCCAACCAUGAAUUGAACACAAAAUUGCGAGAACUGUCUAGUUAUCUUGUGAAUCAGCCAGCAGAGCAAAACAAAUAUGUUGGGAAAACUCCAGUCACUGUUGACCGAAUUCCUGCACGACCUGGUAGAGAAGAAAAUGGAAAUAAUAUUCUGCCAGAGCAAAUGCCUGUGCUGUCAGCUAAUCUAGAGCACAUUCCCAAACCGAAAGAAGAGCUCCGGGAUCUGGUCCAUGCACCUCUGCCACCCACUUGGAGAAGGUCAUCCCUACCUACAGAAGAUCAGUCUGGACUUGAUGAACUGAGACUACGGGAUUCAGUGGAACAUUCGUGCCAUCGGGUGGUGCAGCCUGCAGAGGGUGCUAUGCACUGGAGUUUUACACCUGUGCAGAAAUCUCAAAAAACAUUCAGACAAGCAAGUCUCAGUUCAAACAUUUCUCACCUGAAUUCUGGGAUAAUUGACGUCCGAAAAAAUCCAGUGGGAUAGCUGACCGUGAAAUGCCAUGUGGUGUUAAAGUAGACAUUAGCACAGAUUCUCAUUGAAGAAGACCCACUUUGAAGAAAAACAUUUUUAUUUGAAAAUUUUCAACAAGAUGGUUCAUAUUGAACAGGAAAACAUUUCAGAGCAGAAUCUUGGUGAGUGAUGGAAAAUUAAACUUGUUUCAGUUUACUUUUUGAUAAAAUAGAAUCCCAAAAAUAAUAGAGAUGAAAGAUUUUAACAGUAAGGGUGAAGCCAGAGGGUGGAAUCACAGCAGAAUGAGUGAUUCGAAAUAGCAACACUGGGUGACCAAUUCCACUGUCUAGAGAGGUACUGAUCACACUACUGAAGGAGCGUCAGAGUCCUGUGGUUUAGAUUUGAUUGCUGUUCUUACAGGAAAAGCAUUUGGACGACCUUCAAAAAAUGUGUACCUUUACCUUUAUAUGUGUCUUUUAUUUGUCCUUCGAAGAAUUGUGCACAACCUAUAUUUUAGUAGUUGUUUGGACUUGUGUUAAUAUGCGUGAAGUUGAGAAAAGAUGAAAAUUUGUAAUAACUAUUGUUCAUUUUUCCUGCUUUACACUCACUGGUUCUGUUAUAUCCUUCAAUAAUGGUGCUUCUUCAUGUAAGCAGCGUGAUUAAUUUUUAAUGACAUCUGAAAAUCAGAUUUCUAAUCAAAGUGCAGCAUUUCACUGAGUGUCAACAAGCAAGAACUACUGUUGACAGACAAACCUGCAUUCUUAUGCACUACUAAUGGACUUGUGUAAGCCUCAGGAUACCGAUAAAGGGCAGUCAUGAUGUGGAGGUGUCGGUGUUGGGCUGGGGUGGACAAAAAUCACACAACACCAGGUUAUUGUCCAACAGGUUUAUUCAGAAACACUAGCUUUCAGAGCACUGUGCCUUGUGCUCAAUGGAGUUGUGGAGUACAAGAUCAUACAACACAGAAUUUAUAGCGGAAGAUUACGGAUUGAUACCACUGAAAUGAUAUAUUGAAAAAAACUGGGUUGUUUGUUAAGUCUUUCAUCUUUUAGCAUGACCAUGUUAGUUUCAGUUCAUUCAUAUAUAAAUCCCAGAACGUUUUUAAGGUUACAUUCUCAAGUUAGCUUUAACAAUAGAUGUCAUCCCAGCUCAAAUACUACUUUGAAAGUGUACGGUUAAAGUGUGUCUCCUAGUUUCUAGACUGAUUCUAUUUCUAAAGUGGGAUUUACAGAACUUUACAUGAAACUUUCUAUUCAAUUGGAACAACUCGAUUCCUCCUAGUCCCAGUCUGAAACGAUGAAUCUUACUGAGUUUUUUCCUUUUUCUUCCGAGUGACAUUACAAAGUUUCUUCAAUAGUAGGACUGUCAGCAUUAUAACCAUGAGGAACAGUGAUAACAGGAAAACCAUCACAUCUACACAAUAGUAAGCAUACCAGGGGAGUCGGUAAGACUCUGAGCGUAAAUGUGCUGCCCCUUUGUGUCGGGCAACAUAUUCAACCCAGAAAAUAGCUCUCUCGAUUGGAGACUCGGGUUGGUCUCUGUGGAGAGCAGAGAGUUUCUGCAUGUUCUCCCGAUAAGAGGUGUUAUAUAUAACCUCAUUAAGUGCCUGCAGUAGAUCUGUUGACUGCAUGGUUGCGGCGCUAAUGACCUUUGCUGCACCUCGGACUUCAAGUCUUAGUAAAUUAUCAAACUGGUCAAAAAACAGAGGUAUGCCAACUACUGGCACCCCAUGAUAAAUGGCUUCAUAAACUCCAUUGGUGCCACCAUGAGCAAUGAAGGCUCGUGUCUUUGGGUGUCCCAGUAGAUCAUUCUGAGGGAUCCAUUUUGCCAGUAAGGUGUUAUUUCCAAUGUUGGGAGGAAUCUUUCCAUCAUGUUUCCAGAUAACCUUCUGAGGUACUUGAGCAAGAGCCUCUGCUAUUUGCAUUACAAUAUGCAUUGGCAAAGAGUUGACAAUGGUCCCCAUUGACAUGACAAUAAUCCCAUGUUCCCCUGAGGACUGGACAAACUCCUCAAACUCUGCCUCUAGAGGUUUGGAUGGUUUACACUGGAAUCCUCCAAUAUAAACAAUAUUGGGCAUGGUGGGUCUCGGGAAAUCAAAUAUAAAAUCUACUCUCAUCAGCCACACAUCUGCACUGAGAAGAACAGUCUCGGCGUCUGUGUCUGGGCCCAGAUAGCGAUGGCAGAAAUCAUUGUACAUUGGAUAUGUUAGAAAAUUUGCAAUUGCUAGUUGAAUAAGAUUUAGGAUAACAUUUUGUGUUCUUUGGAGAAAAGUCAUUUUGUCUGUCAAUUGAGAGCGCGGAAUUGGAACAUAGGAAGCUGGUGAUGGGGCAGAGACGAAAUGAGCUUCUCCACUGGUGAUCCAUCGAACAUUAUAUACCAAAGGGAGUUUUAAAUAAUGCGCAAGCAUUGAGCCUGUAAGAAAUACAGGAUCAGUAAGUACUAAGUCAAAGUUCUCAUUUUCAAGUUGAUUUAACAAACUUUUGUUUUCAAAAAUUGCAGUGUUUAAGUCCAUCCCCCAAUGGUGACAGGCAUGCAUAAAAGACAUUGUUGCAUAUUGGAACUUAAUAAAGCCCCAUGGCGUCCAACCAUC